Cynara cardunculus var. scolymus (artichoke) is the source of this 1146-nucleotide messenger RNA. RefSeq names its product protein SLOW GREEN 1, chloroplastic. The transcript has 2 exons. The record is from RefSeq and is a predicted model, not a curated record. Bases 46 to 1014 code for a protein of 322 amino acids. Lineage: Eukaryota; Viridiplantae; Streptophyta; Magnoliopsida; Asterales; Asteraceae. Gene Ontology annotation, molecular function: protein binding.
UAUCAAAACCCUAAAAACUUCAGGAAAAACCUCGAAGCUGCAUCCAUGGAGUCAGCUCUCUCAAUUACAUUUAAACCAUCAUUCCAUCACCGACAAAACCCACUUUUCAAUUCAAACAUUAUCAGCUUAAACCACCAUUUCCCCCUCUCAAAACCUUUCAAACAAUCAACAAUCAAAAUCACGGCCUCCACCGCCGAUUCCGCUACCACCAUACCCCCAAAAAAUCCCCUCAUACAAAGUCUCAAGCUCACCGCCCGCGCCAUUGUGUUCGCCGCCACCGCCGCUGUCGCUAUCUCCAAAUUCCAACAAUACCCCGCCAUAGCCGAACCAAGUUCUCAGAGCGUCGUAACAGAAGAACCCGGAACACAGGAAGAAACCCUGUUGCCGGAUUUUAUGGAAUCGAAUUCUGAAGCUACUUCCGCCAUGAAAACUCUACUCCAAGAGAAAUUAGAAGCAGGGGAAGACGAAGAAAGCUUGAAAAUCCUGAAAAAACUCGUUUCCGCCCAACCCAAUAACCUCGAAUGGAAAUUCCUAAUGGCGAGAUUGUUGAACGAAAUGGGCGAGGUUGAACCAGCUCGAGAGGCUUUGGAAGAAAUCUUGACCCAAAACCCACUUUCUUUCGAAGCAUUAUUCGAAAACGCGUUGUUAAUGGACAGAUGUGGAGAGGGUGAAGCAGUGAUCAAGAGAUUAGAAAAGGCUUUGGAGAUUGCAGAAGAGGAACAGAAGGAGAAAGAAGCAAGAGAUGUAAGAUUGAUCAUAGCCCAAGUUCAAUUUUUACAGAAGAACAUUGAAGAGGCCUUAAGAAGUUACGAUGAUCUUGUUAACGAUGACCCAAAUGAUUUUCGACCAUAUUUUUGUAAAGGAAUGAUAUAUAGUUUGAUGGAUAAGAACGAUGAAGCUAAAGAUCAGUUUGCCAAGUAUCGUGAGCUUUCCCCCAAGAAGUUUGAGGUUGAAGGAUACCUUCGAACACCAUUGUCAAGAAUGAAGCUUUUUGGAACUGAUGACCAGAAUUGAUUCAUGGGUAGUUUCUAUAAGAAGAUUAUGAAGAAUAAGAUGGAGGGAAAUGAUGAAAAAAGGGUACCAGGAGGACCCGUCUUUUUACUCCUCAUUGAUCUCUUCGUUUGUAAGCGUUCGAGACGUAAAAUC